CAAUUAUGGAAAAAUCAUAAUAGCCCAAGAGCACCUCUCUAAUCUUUAUAUAUCCAUUCUUUUCUAUAGCUACCACAACACCUCUUGUCAUGGAAGAACUAGACUGCCUUCCUUCAUCUUCCACCACCACCACUACCUCCUCCUCUUCCACCACCACAAGCUCCUCUUUUUUGUCAAAUUCUCAUAGUUUAAACUCUUGUUCAAGUUUCAAAAAAACUACAAGGAGUGCUCCAGAAGAGAGCAAGGCUAAAAAAGGCUUGAAGAGAGUUCUUCAAGAGGUGAAAAAUGGCAAUGAGGAUAGGAAGAGGCACAAAAAUGGGGGUGAGAGCAAGCAUCCGACUUAUCGUGGAGUAAGGAUGCGUAGUUGGGGCAAAUGGGUGUGUGAAAUUCGCGAGCCGAUGAAGAAAUCAAGAAUAUGGCUCGGGACAUACCCAACGGCUACAAUGGCGGCUCGAGCCCAUGAUGUGGCAGCUUUAGCGAUCAAAGGUGAGUCAGCAUAUCUCAAUUUCCCUGAGUUGGCUCAUAGACUCCCCUGCCCUGCCAGCACCUCACCCAAGGACAUCCAAGUGGCGGCAGCCUCGGCCGCCACUUCAACCACACUCUCAUGUGAAGCUGAGCCAAGCCAAGCCAAGCUUCCUAGUUCUCGCUCCUCAACUACUUUUUCAUCAGAUAACGAUGACGACGACAACGACGACACUUUUCUUGAUCUACCUGAUCUCUCUCUUGACGCCACGGAUCCAAGCGAUAAGUAUAUUUACUAUGCUUCAUCAUGGCAGCUGGCUGGAGUCGACACGGGUUUCCGACACGAGGAGCCCUUUUUAUGGGAGUAGUAUUAGCUAUAUAGUACUAGUGCUUAGAAGCCUCGUGUCAACAGUACUAACUUUCAGGUAUGAUUGUCAUAUGGUCAGUGCAUUGUCCAAAUGUGGAAAGUGAUUAUGAUGUUUAUAUCUGAUAAUUUGAGUUUGGUUUCUUUCUACUUUGGCUCAGUUUUUUAUUUGAAGCAUGAAAGGGUGCUAACAUGCGCCUACUAAUGUGUAAAUGGUUGUUAACUUUCAUCUAUAUAAGAAUUUGAGCAUAUUGUAUACAUAAAUAAAGAAAUCACAAGUUUCUAUGCAA
This is a messenger RNA of Camellia sinensis, 1116 nucleotides long. Its product is annotated as ethylene-responsive transcription factor ERF039. Lineage: Eukaryota; Viridiplantae; Streptophyta; Magnoliopsida; Ericales; Theaceae. Gene Ontology annotation, molecular function: DNA-binding transcription factor activity; DNA binding. Gene Ontology annotation, biological process: regulation of DNA-templated transcription. The record is from RefSeq and is a predicted model, not a curated record.